CCCCUGGCCACCACGCAGUCUGUUCCCACAGGUUGAAAACGUCCAUCAACAAUAACGAAACGCUUCGUCGGAUCGGAGCCUAUUUAUUUAAGGAAAGUGGCUGGAGUGCUGGAGCACCGAGGUGGUGUUAUGUGUUCCGUGUGAUCCGGUGGUGCUCCUUGCGUGCGAGAUGGCUCGCCAUCGGGCGGUGCAGCAGGAUGCGAUGUGCCAGAUCGGGAUCAGCGAGGGACCCGUGGGAGGAGUGGACCGUUCGUACCGUUCGAUUGCUGCGACCGCUAGUGGCGAUCAGGAAGAUAAAAUAGAGGUGCUCGCGGAGGACGACGAGUUGGAGGUCGUUGGUGAGCUGGAGGGCACGGACAACCCGCUCGCCAUGGCAGAAGCGACCUCCGACGCGGAGGGAUUAAGCACCGAGGAUCAGUUUCAAUCGCCAAGCGCUGUUACCACUAACGGUGUGGUUGGUGGCAAUGAAAGCUUCUCACAGAGCUUCCGGCGUUGGUCGAGUAACCUGGGACGCAGCGUCAAGAACAACAAGCGUACCGUCUACAACAAGACGAUCCGCCUGAUGCCGUCACGGCUACAGAAAACGCUCUCGAUCGAUGGCGAUCUCAUCACAACGAGCGGGUCCGACGUCGACCACAUCACGAUGGAGCUCGAGCAGCGGGAGCAGCUGAUGGAGGAUAACCCGAUCGCCGAGCAGUUGCGCAUCGAGGCGAUCAAGUCGAUUGCGCAGCGGAUCGCCACCAAGCGCCAGAUCCGGGCCCAGCUCACGCAGACGGUCAACCGACGAGCGACGCGCUCGAAAUCGAUCGGUCUGCUGCGGCGCUACAACUACAGCGGCAAAGUGUACGCGGCCCGGGCCGCCAAACUGCUCAAAAGCUUCGUCACGAACUUUGAGUUGUUCUAUGGCAGCAUGAAGCAGAUCGAGGGCCACUUUGGCAGCCGCAUCAGCGCGUAUUUCAAGUUUCUCCGCUGGCUGUUGGUGCUGGAUCUAACGCUGCUGCUCUUCAUCGUGUCGUUCGUCACGUUCCCGCAGCUGCUGGCUGGACCGAUGAUGGGGGCCCCGGCCGGUUCCGCUCCAAUCGCCAACGCUCGUGACCACUUCAGCUUUGUGGACUUGUUCACUGGAGAGGGCUACCUCGCCAGGACGGUGCUUUACUAUGGUGCGUACAGCAAUCAAUCGUUCACACUAGUACCGGGCACUGCCGAGUACAGCCUACCGCAUGCCUACUUUCUCACCAUCACGGUGAUGGUGCUGGCUACGUUUAUUGUGGUGUCCAUCAGCAUGGGCCGCUCGUACCGGUUUAGCUUCAUCGAGGCGAGCGGCACGGUGCAGAACAUCCUGACGCACAAGAUCUUCUGCUCGUGGGAUUACGGGAUUGCGAACGAGAAAGCUGCCCGGCUCAAGCAUGCCACCAUCCGGCACGAGCUGCUCGAGCAGCUGGCCCAGCGGAACCGUCCACCACCGGUGACCAGCCGGUGGCAGCACCUGCGCAGCACCGCACUGCACGCACUCGCCCACGCUACCGUCCUCGCCCUCAUCGGGGGCGUUGCAGCCAGUGUCUGGGCGUUGCUGGUGCGUUUCGGCGAGUCCGAGCACUUCGCGGCCUGGUCCGCACUGUACGUGUCGCUCCUGUCGAACGUGACGCGGCUCGUGCUUGGGCGCGUGUUUCGGAUGCUCGGCAAAGUCGAACGCUACCGCCGGGUGGCGACGCAGCUCAACAUUCAGCUGCUGCGUGACUUCCUGCUGCAGCUCACGAUCGUGGGCGUGCUGGUGGCGUUCUGGUUGACGCGCACACACACCGGCUGCUGGGAGACGGCCAUCGGGCAGGAGCUGUACCGGCUGAUUGUCGUCGACUUCCUGCUCUCGACGCUCUUGCUCACCGUCGUCAGCGCGGUACGGUACGGGUUGCAUCGGCGGUGCACCGGUGCAACAAUCACGCCACCACCGUUCUGCCUGGAGACGCACAGCCUCGGGCUGAUCUACAACCAGACGCUGCUAUGGUUCGGGCUACUCUUUGCCCCCCUGCUCGUGCCCGUGGUCGCCCUCAAGUUUCUCUUCCUCUUCUACGUGAACAAGUUCGAGCUGCUGUACCUGUGCCAGCCGCCGACCAAACUGUGGCGCUCGAGCCAAACGCAAACGCUGCUGCUGGUGCUGGUGUUCGUCUCGCUGUUCGGUGUGCUGCUCAUCCACGGCUACAUCAUCACGCAGGUGCGCGUGAGCAGCGAGUGCGGACCGUUCCGCGGUACCGACUACAUGUACCAGCUGUUCAUGCAGGGCAUCCUGAAGCUACGCGAGGAGCACCUGUUCUGGCGGGUGUUCGUCUACAUCACCAAGCCGGCCAUCAUCGGCGGUGUGCUGCUGGCGAUGGGUGUCGUCGCCUACUAUUUGCGGGCCAAAUCGCGCGCCCAGAUCGCCAAGGUGAAGCUGCUGAAGGAGCUGCUGUGCAUGGAAGCGAAGGACAAGGAGUUUCUGCUGGCUAACCUCAGCAAGAUAGCGCGCGGCAAGGAGUGCAUCGGCGAUGGCUUCGGUAGCGAGCGGCUCGAUGGAUGCCUACGGGGGGGCGGCCUCCGGAGUGGCGCCACCGACCGGUAUGCGACAGAUCCGAGCGCUACCUGGCGCUAUGAGCAUUCGCAACCGACCGAACGCAGCGGUACCGGUACCGUACCGUCCGGAUCGGGCCUCACCGGAUCACCCGUUCGUGGCUAUUACCGCUUUGAGGACGAGGAGAAGCUUCGCAUGCGAAGAUCCUAGAAGAGAGCAGCCGGGGUGCGACUAUUUCACAACCAGCCGAGUUGCAGAGUUCACCGAUUAGAACGGUCACGCGCAAUCACACAAGAUUCUCGACAGCAGCACAACAACGGACUGGUGGUGUGGUGGUCAGCUCUGGUCAGCCCUAGCUGGCGGAAGUGCGUGAAAGUGCCCCGUGAACCAGCCAUCGUUGAACCCCCCGUCCCCCCCGGUACACGUACGUACGUCCCCGAUCAACCCGAUUAACCGACGGUGGACACGGCGCAUCCGGCAGUCCGGCGAAAAACACACGAUGAGCGGCAACCACGAUUACAACUCGCGGAAGCGCUUCGCCUUCGACAUCGACAUGGAGGUGGAGACCGAAACGACGGUGGCCAAGCUGAAGACGG
Messenger RNA from Anopheles aquasalis, 3138 nucleotides. RefSeq names its product transmembrane channel-like protein 6. Gene Ontology annotation, cellular component: plasma membrane. The record is from RefSeq and is a predicted model, not a curated record. Lineage: Eukaryota; Metazoa; Arthropoda; Insecta; Diptera; Culicidae. Gene Ontology annotation, molecular function: mechanosensitive monoatomic ion channel activity.